Molecule: messenger RNA, 1374 nt
Organism: Zootermopsis nevadensis
Lineage: Eukaryota; Metazoa; Arthropoda; Insecta; Blattodea; Termopsidae
Source: RefSeq, a predicted model, not a curated record
ACUACAAGCACUGGGAGGGGAAACUGUUGGUAGACUAACGUAGGCACCUCGAUUUUACAGUCGCUGAUCACAAUCUGCGCCGUCAGUCUGACAGGAGCGCGCACUGCCUGCGCAGACGUGAUACAGAUUCUGUGCCCUCAUGGUAUAUACCAUAAAUGUCAGACGCAGGACAUGAACACUGUGUCCAAGUAAGUGCCUGUGUUAAAACCGUGGGAUGUCAGUGAACGUGUACAAACCAUCUGGCAAAACCUGCUACAAUUUUAACAGAAUGGCCAACCAACAAACAUGGCUGCUGAUCGCUGCAUUGUGUGCGCUCAAAAUGUUUGGACAUAAAAGUUGCGCAGAAGCCGUCGUUCUUCCCCGUCCACCCUCGUCUGAGCUGCAGGCAUACUCGCGACAUAAUCGGGAUCCAGAACCUCCAACUUUGUCUCCUGAACACAACGGCCUCAGUUUCAUGAUUGUCACAUCCAGUGAGCUACCCAAACAGAUUCCUCCACCGACGCAGCCUCUCGCUCACAGCUCCACACCCCAGUACCACGAAGUCGAACAAGUGCCUGGGCUACCACAGUUCAAAUUACUCUGGGUCACCCGGCAAAUGGAUACGGACGGUCUCGAUUUGAGACAGGCAUAUUUAAAUACGCCGUCUGCAGUGGCGACACAUAAGAACGCUGCCCAUAGGACAGACCUCUUACCAAACAUGAUAUAAGAAAAAACUGACGGUGACUUAAGUUUCAUGAUGUGUGUGUAUAUAUCUAUAUAUGUGUGUGUGUGUGUGUGUGUGUGUGGGGCAUUAAUAAGAAACAAAAGACAGAAGAAACUGCUUAUUUUUCCCUGAUCUCACCUGCUACACAUCUCAGCCUAACACCAAAUUGUUCGAGUCGUUUGUGAACACUCUGGUUCAAAUUCAGGAGAUCUUGUGUUCAAAUCUCAGCCCAGAUACUGUCCAUCCUGACUGAAAUUUUUGUGUAUUUGCUCAGUCUCUCCAGGAAAAUUCCAAGACACUAUCUUAUAAUGGGUCACAACCACAUAAUUCCAAAUCUUUUCAAAUUUAUUUUCACUAAUCAUAUUAUCAUUCAACACUACGAUAAUAUAAUAAUCUGAGAUACUGGCAGCUAUUAAAUAAACCAUAAAUAGAAAUGAACUACAUAUAUUUAUAUUACCGUCUACUAAAUGUAAACAAGACCAAAAACUGUGUAUGAUGCCCUUCUAGGGGAUUUGCUCAUACACCGUGUGUCUUUUGUGAAGAACACCUUCGAAGGAUUAUAGUUCACUUUGCUCCUCAUAAUAAUGACAGAUUUCGACAGCUAUGGAAACCACGAGACUCAAUAAUAAGAUCAAAGAACAGUGACAUUAAAUGAAUGUUUGCCUGAUCAA